ACAGAAACUAAUAUAACACAUUUGAACAGGUCGCCCGACAGAUGCCGCCACCGCCGCCACCCCCAGAGAUGCCUAGUGGUAUGCCGGGUAUGUUAGAACCCUCUAAUAUGUACGAAAACAUCGCUGGUAUAUCAGGUGCUAUUACACGAAACAGACGAGAGGCGAAAGGCGGCGGUGCCAUGCCUACAAGAAAAGGCUAGUUUUGUUGAAACUACAUAUAUUUUAUUUGAUUACACGAUUUGACGUCACAACCUCACGACGGCCAUGCAUGUAUGGAUACCUGAUUAACGUUUAUUAAAUUAAGUUUGAGCAAUUUAAAGUGUGUUUAAUUCUAACUUUGAUGCACCUGAUGAUGUACAUAUUCUACAUAAUGGAUUUUUUACAUAAUUAGUUAAAAGUUAUUAAGAUACCUACUUGUUGAUGACUUGAUGAGGCCAGAGGCUAGAACUAGUUUGAUGUAUUCUAAAGGUAUAUACACUGGUAUAUAAAUACAAAAUUCAGUACGUAUCGGCCCCCUUUUUUAAAUAUCUUGCGUUAAAUUUAAAUAAUCACGAUUAUUUAGCAGUGGCGCUAGUGUGCACGUUGAUGGGCUUUUAACAGAUAACUCGGAUAAUACAUUACUUAUAAAUAAUUAGGUAUUCAUUAAGCAUUAAUUAGGGUGAGGUACCGUUCUAUAAGUUUACCUAAACACUUCAAAUGUUUUAUAGCUACUGCAGACCUAGAUGAGGACUCCUCGUUUUGUCGUCGGCGUGGCUAAAUACGUUGCAAGUGGACUGGACAGUAAUUCCUGCUGUAUGAACAUUAAAUCCAAAUUAAGUCUUAUCGGCCUUUUAAAUAACUAAAUUAUAAACAAGGUAAGUAAGGGGGGGGGGGGCAAUUUUGACUGCGUAACCCCAUAGAAAAUAUACUAGAUCAAUGGCACCCAGAGCACCAUGUUAAUCACCACCAUGAUCAUGAUUACUUAAUUUCUGUAAUCUUAUUUAGUUACAUUCGCGGCUCGUGGCUCGGCUAGCGGCUCGUUUCGACCUCGUAAGCUCGUCGAGCUAAUGAUUAGUUGAUUUACACUUUCGACUCGAGGCUCUUCUCGCGCCUCGGCCACAGCUCCGUCAAACUUUGUCAGUUGAAAAAGGCACGAAAUCCAAAUUUUUUAUGGGACGAUUACCCUUCGCGUCUGCUUUUUUUAAUAUUUGCCGCUUUUUUCUAUUGACUUAAAUAGCCAGAUGGACUAUUUAAAGAGUCGCAUCCAUAAUUGUUAAAAAAAAAUAUAAUUCUGAACGCUAUCUGAAACGUCAACAUUUGACAUCUGUCAACGUCACACAUGCCAAAUAGGAAUAACCUAUAACCUAGUCAACCUACAAUAUUUUAGUUGGAAUUGGAAUAAAAACAUUAUCGGUGGCUUUGGCUUUUGCCGCAACAUAGCCUCGAGGACCACCUAACCAUGUCCAUAAACAGAUUAUCUAGAUUGCCAGUAAUUUUUAUUAAAGCUGGGGACAAAGUUAAAUUUCCUUCGAAAUUGAAAGGAACGAUUGUUGAGAAAUGGGCUGACUAUUGGAAGAAUCUUUUCAUCGACUAUCGUCAAAUGCUCCAGGACCUACGCACAGACAUUCAGGAUGAUCCGAUUAAAGCUCUAAAAUGGACGGUAGGACUAACAACAGUCUACGCUUUAGCUAAGAACAACCCAGAUGAACUAGAUUUUAAAGACAGAUUGAGGAAGAUACACAACGAAGUUGCAUUGGUCAGCGAAGACUGUUUGAAUCCAAAAUCCUACGAGCACCUACGACAUCUUGAAACUUGCUAUAACCAGGGCACUAUCCAUUACAAGAGUUUUGGAAUAGCAUCAGUUAUGUACACCUCAGAUAUAAGUGAAUCAUGUGAUAUGUACAAAGCACACUGUUCUUAUAUGCAACCGUCAAUAUUUAGUUUUCCUUCAAGAAUAGUUGACUUUGGGUUUAUGGGAAACUGGUGGAACAUUUAUAUUAAAAUGACAAAUUAUGAUGUCAACUUCUGAAAUUGUUAUUCUUAGAUUGAUGCUUUGUGUGAAUUUAGAUGUCAUAUAUUGUUAUAUACAACAAUACUUAUUUUAUUAGUAUAAAUAUUGUUCAAUGUUUAAGAAAUAAAACAGUAAUUCCGGACGAUAA
This is a messenger RNA of Cydia fagiglandana, 2138 nucleotides long. Its product is annotated as mitochondrial import inner membrane translocase subunit Tim29. The record is from RefSeq and is a predicted model, not a curated record. Gene Ontology annotation, cellular component: TIM22 mitochondrial import inner membrane insertion complex. Lineage: Eukaryota; Metazoa; Arthropoda; Insecta; Lepidoptera; Tortricidae. The transcript has a single exon. Gene Ontology annotation, biological process: protein insertion into mitochondrial inner membrane. Bases 1439 to 2008 code for a protein of 189 amino acids.